This is a messenger RNA of Alternaria burnsii, 2886 nucleotides long. RefSeq lists its product as uncharacterized. NCBI's taxonomy places the organism in Eukaryota, Fungi, Ascomycota, Dothideomycetes, Pleosporales, Pleosporaceae. Gene Ontology annotation, molecular function: ATP binding; ATP hydrolysis activity. The transcript is spliced from 4 exons. The coding region runs from base 1 to 2886 and encodes 961 amino acids. The record is from RefSeq and is a predicted model, not a curated record.
AUGGAACGCAUCCGUACGGAACGCGUCCGUGUGCCAUCGCCGCCAUCGCCACCAUCGCCAGGAGCGCAGAAACUGCUAAGACGUGCACUCAUGGUGGAAGAGCUAGAGAUAGAGCGUUCACGGAAAGAGCAAAUGGAAGAAGGGUGGGAUGCGGAUGCUGUUGACGCUCUGAGAGGCUACGCUCCUCUUUCACACGAUGCGACGACCGCGGAAAAGUUAGAGUGGAAACAUCUGAAGCACGAAAGCAAUCAGGAACUUCUGGAGCGUUUCAACGGCGAUGAAGAAGAAGAACAACAAGAACAAGGUCUAUUCGGGGAUCUCGAUCCCCAGGAUAAUGAGUUGUCUGCUCGUGGGGCAGAAGGCAGCGACUCAGGGUUUAUGGGUGAGAAAACCCCAUUUACUCCGCGAUUCAUGAGUCGCGACUCAGAUGCUUCCAAGCCAGGAGUCAUAGUUCAACAGGGUCGUAAGCGACGAGCAAAUGGAACAUACUUCCCUAUCUAUGACCCUAUUCCGCUACCAGAAGACUCCUUGAGGUAUCGUCAGCGAAACAAGCGUCCUGCAUAUGUGAAUCCUGGCUACGCGGAAGAGGAGAUCCUGCCGAGUGCCUUGGAGUCGCGACUAAAGAAACGGCUAGCAAAGCAGCAACAUCGGAGCUCACCGCAUGCUACACCAUCAGGCAGGGACCUGAUGCAUGUUAAGAAGGAUCAAGAUAUAUUGGAAGACGCACAGAGCGAGAUAAAGGCUCUCAAAAUGGAGAUUGAACGCUUACGACAGGACGUCACCAAAGCACCUGUUUCCAGUCGGCCAGCGUACAGCUAUAAAGUCUUCCACAAAAUACGGGAGGUCUUGUACCUGGACGAGCCAAGCUGGGAACCUGCUGAAGGAUCCAAUGCCAGAUUGAUGGCCAACAACCCGAUCCGGAGGCUAGAUUAUUAUCUAGAACAACAUCCCGAGAUAGCCUUCGCUAUAUACAAGGACUACACGCAAGACCUCCAUCUGAAUCUCAGCGAGAUCGAAAAUCUAGACGGUACUUACCGGUCUCCAGUUCCUAGACAUGAGAUCCUCAAGUUUGUGUCCCCUGAUAUGCAAAGCGCGAUUGAGGAGCUUGUCCAGCAGAUACCCAGAUUCGACUAUUACUUCCCCCACUUUCACCCUGAUCAGAAGAUCCCUGCACCGUACCUUUUCAUGUAUUACAGCAUCCCAUUCAUGACUGAAGUCCUACCAAGAUUCAGUACGCGCAGUCGAAACCUCAUCAAGCAAUUGCAAGCAGUCGUUGCAAAAAGCUACGGCCACGAGUACACGUCAGUACAGCUUCAAGUGGAGAAAGGAAUAAUAGCACGUGGAUAUCUCAAGUAUAUCGUUCGUCCUGGAGAUGUUCUUGUGAGCAGUGCGACGCAAGGAAACAUUCCCCAGGCAUACAUUGCUAGGGGUUGGAUUGAAGCCCCAGAGACCGAACUUAAGGCUCCUGAGUUGGACGAAUGGGAGCACGUUCAAAAGAGGCUUAUCGGAGGAAACGGUUUUCUUGUCAACCCUACAUCUAGUCGCAAAACGUCUACAUAUGUUUGGAAAGUUCCAGUGUGGUAUUGGGAAUUCGACGGCAACUUUGGAAGACGUGAAACUAGUUUAGACAUCACGAUGUCCCUUGCCAACGAAGGAGAUUCAGUCGAAAUCAGAAGUCUCAAAUAUUACCCUCUACAGUAUGCGGCAGCGGAUAUGAGGGCGCUGCUUGAGAAGAGAGGUAGAACAUUUUGGUCUCUUCGAAACAGACGAUUUGUUUCGUACAUGCGUUCUGAGGAGGACGAGCUCCAUAACAUCGAGGAUAGAUACAUAGUCGACACAAAGUCCUUCAAGAUGCUAGUUCCAGACUCGAGUGUUGCGCAGAUGCGCCUCAAGCAUGCGUUCAGCGCCGCAGUCAUGGCAAAUGAUCAACCACCUGAAGAGGGCGACGCACUUCUAGCGGUUCCAUCGACUAUCAUGGCCCACAAUCUACAAGAAAAGGUAUGGAAAGAACUACUUGUCGACCAGAUUACGGAUAUAAACUGGAACAAGCAAGCCUUCAAGGACCUCGUUACUGAGCCAGAGACCAAGGAGCUAGUACAAGCACUCGUCAUGAAGCAAAUCAAUGCCAGAAGAUCGACGGAUUUUGUGGCUGGUAAAGGAAAUGGACUAAUCAUGCUUCUACAUGGCGCACCUGGAACCGGCAAGACUUUCACAGCUGAAGGUGUCGCUGAGUUUGCAGAAAAGCCAUUGCUUCGGAUAACUUGUGGGGACAUUGGUACUGAACCGGAACUGGUUGACCAGCGCCUUCGUGCCACCUUGCGGCUUGGAAAACUUUGGGAUUGUGUCGUGCUUCUGGACGAAGCGGAUGUCUUCCUUGAGGAACGCGAUAUGAAAGACCUCAAGAGAAACGCACUGGUGUCUGUGUUUCUACGUGCCCUCGAGUACUACGAUGGCAUCUUGAUUCUGACCUCAAACCGCGUCGGUACCUUCGACGAAGCCUUCAAAUCUCGCAUUCAACUCGCCUUGCACUACGACAAUCUCGGACCCGUCCAACGUAAGAAGAUCUGGCGCAACUUUAUCACACGCAUGAAGAAACUCGAAGAAUCCUCGGCUGCGGACUUAGAAGACAUUCUCGACCACAUCGACGAACUCAGCGAGGAACCUAUGAAUGGACGAGAGAUUCGCAACGCGAUCACUAUCGCAAGACAGUUGGCGGAAUUUAGGGGACAAAGCUUCCAGUAUUCACAUCUUAAGCAUGCUAUGAAGGUGGGUAGCCGAUUCAGCAAGUACCUGAAGGAUCUGAGAAUGAACUAUACGGACGACAUGAUCAAGCAGGAUAGUGGAAUUAGAUAUUCCUACACGGCAACGCCUGCUGGGCUUGAAUGA